AUGACCACAGCGCCCUCGAGCGGAAUGCCUUGCGGCGCAAGAGACACUGGCUAUGCCGACAGCUAUGCCGAUCACGACCGUCAUGAAGGCCAAGCAGGCUCGUCGUCAUCCGCCGCUGCAGCACCACGAAGUCGCCACCUUCCACACCUCCAGCCUAAGCAGGCCGAGGACGGGGAUCACGACGACGACGAUGUCAGUAACGCCAGCGUACCACCCACGCCCUCCUUCCCUCCACCCCACCGCUCAAACACCCUCUCAAAGUCGUACACACCUUCAGAAGAGUCUUCUCUUGUGCGCAAACUCGACCGCAACCUAACCCUCUUCCUCUCCCUGUUGUACCUCCUCUCCUUCCUCGACCGCUCCAACAUCGGCAACGCGCGCAUCGCCGGCCUGUCCACCUCUCUCGAUCUCACCUCCGCCCAAUACUCCAGCCUCCUGACGGCGUUCUACAUCACGUAUAUCCUCUUCGAGCCGCUGAUCCUGUGCUACAAGUUCCUGCCGGCAAGAUGGUAUAUCCCUGCCUGUGUGGUCGCGUGGGGCGUCGUGGCGAGCUGUCAGGCUACGGUGACACGGUAUGGGCAGUUGGUGGUGUUGAGAGGGAUGUUGGGAGUUACGGAGGCGGCGUUUGGGCCGGGUGUGCCGUUCUACAUGACGUUUUUCUACCGGAGAAGGGAAUUAGCGUAUCGGGUCGGGCUGCAGGUCAGUGCGGCGCCGUUGGCGACGAGUUUUGCGAGUUUAUUGGCCUGGGGGAUUGUGUGGGUGAAUGAGCGGGUUGGGAUUGGUGGGGUGGAGAGCUGGCGGGUGUUGUUUCUGGUGGAGGGGUUUCCGAGUGUGCUGGUGGGCGUGUGGGCGUUGUGGUGGGUGCCGGAUGGUCCGGGGAGUGCGAGGUGGUUGUCGGUGCGGGAGAGGAGGGUUGCUGUGCUGCGGCUGGUGGGUGAGGGUGGGAGUGGGAGCGAGAAGCAUACUUCGACAGCAGCAACGUCGCAUAUGGGAUUUGGGAGCCGCACGACGACAUUUCUCCGCGAAACAGUCAACACCCUCCGCGACCCCAAGUGCUACCUCACCGCUUUGAUGUUCUUCUCGGUCAACGUCAGCUUCGCUUCGUUGCCAGUCUUCCUCCCAACAAUCGUCAACGAUAUGCGCUUCUCACCCGUGGCAUCCCAAGCACUCGCCGCACCACCCUACCUGUGCGCCUUCGGUUUUGUACUCCUCGUGGGCCACUAUUCCGACAAGAUCUCCGACUCCCGCGGCAUCUUCUUGUGUCUGUGCGCCGGCAUGUCCAGCCUCGCUUACUUUGUCAUCGCGAUCGUCGGUGCUGUACUCAACACAGACUCCACGCUGAGCAUCGUGUUGAGGUACGCGAGCGUGUACCCGGCCGCAAUGGGGCUGUUCAGCAGUGUGGUGCUGAUCAUAACGUGGACGCUGAACAACCAGGAGAGCAGUAGUGGGAAGGGAGUCGCGAUGACUUUAUUGAAUGUUUUGGGACAGUGUGGGCCGUUGGUCGGGGUGAGAGCGUUCCCAGAUGGCGAUGCGCCGGGUUUUGUGAGGGGAAUGUGUGUUUGUGGGAGUUUCAUGGCUGGGGUAGUGGGGCUGAGCGUGUUGCUGAGGUGGUGGCUAGGGAGGUUGAAUAGGAAAGGAGGAGGCGCUGGCAACGGAGGCGAGAUGGAGAUGCGGGAGAGGUUGAUGGGUGGUGACGGUGAUGGUGAUAAGGAAGAAGAUGAUCUGAAGUUGAAGGAGGUGAGUAGGAGGGAAGAGGAGAGAUUCGCAUUCAUGUUGUAA
Cyphellophora attinorum is the source of this 1779-nucleotide messenger RNA. Its product is annotated as putative transporter. Gene Ontology annotation, cellular component: membrane. Gene Ontology annotation, molecular function: transmembrane transporter activity. The record is from RefSeq and is a predicted model, not a curated record. The transcript has a single exon. NCBI's taxonomy places the organism in Eukaryota, Fungi, Ascomycota, Eurotiomycetes, Chaetothyriales, Cyphellophoraceae. Gene Ontology annotation, biological process: transmembrane transport. Bases 1 to 1779 code for a protein of 592 amino acids.